GAAGUAUCCUGCGCCUCAUUUCAUCUGCCUAUUCCAUCCCUUGAGACUACUGUCACGAUUUGCCUGAGUUCAUGCAUCUCCUUGAGAACGCUCGAUAUGGACUUCAAAUCCUUGAUGUCGGCUCAGAUCGCCAGAUCAAAACCACCAGUGUCAAAGUCAUCUUCCUCCCCCUCCCCAACUCCCGACUCUCCCGCUUCGACAGCGGCAAAUAAAUACGUACGACGCGCGGACCUUGAAGCCUCGCGACAAGCCGAGUACCUCGCCGAACAGGCCAGACUCUCAGCCGAACGGGAAGAACGCCUCUCCAAGAAACGGAAACUCGAGGAGGAGGAGGCCGAGCGGAACGCGCGCAGGGAGGAAAAGCUGCGGAAACUGGCGGAGGACUCUCGAAGGAGGAGAGAGGAGGAGGAGAAGGAAGAGGAGAGGAGACGAAGAAAACGCCUCGGGCUGCCCGAAGCACCGGAUCAACCAGCUCUCGAGGAUGGGGGAAUGGAAACGGGCGAAGCAGGCACAGGCGAAACCGGAGAGGAUAUCCCCGACGACGAGUUGCGAAACAAACUCCGUGAGAUCAACGAACCGGUCACUCUGUUCGAUGAAGACCACUCUGCGCGACUGAGGCGCUACUACACCCUCACCCGGAUGGCUGUGACGGCUUCUUCACAAAAGCUGAGCAACGGCCCUAUCCCGACCACACUGGAGCCCGUCGAGGAAAAGGACAUGCUCCUCCCCUCGACCCUCGCUCUUCAACCGGGGACAGAAGAAUACGCCUUCCUCCACCGCCAGCUCGCAUCCUACUUCACCCUCUUGCUCACGGAAUGGUCCCAUGCGCUCGCCGAGCGGGACGCGUCGGUCAAGCAAUCCUCCAGCGGGAAAGCCGCGUACAACAGCUACCUCGUGGUCCUGAAAGACCUCACCCCUCUGUUCCGGCACUUUGAGAAACAGUCGCUCGACCGGGACUUGCUCGAGCCGAUCUGCAAGAUCGUGCGGUCCGCCCAGAAGAGACGGUACGUCGAGGCCAACGACGAGUAUCUCACCUUGUCCAUCGGCAAGGCCGCCUGGCCGAUCGGCGUCACCAUGGUCGGCAUCCACGAGCGGUCCGCGCGGGAGAAACUGCACGAGAGCUCGAGCGGCAAACAGGCGCACAUCAUGAGCGACGAGGUCACGCGCAAGUUCCUGCAGAGCAUCAAGAGGUGCAUCAGUUUCGCCCAGACGAGGUGGCCGCCGGAAGAUUUGGGCCAGUUGAUGGGAUGAACGAACGAUCACAAUUGCUUGCUGGGGAAGUUUACUUGCCUUCUCUGCAGGCACGAGGGACCUCGUUCAACAACCAAAAUGCCUGCCUGCAUGGCUCGUAAUAUGCCUUGUCUCACUCCCUGGGGGCAGUCGAGAUGUGCCACCACGUCAUCUCCCCACCGCGAUAGGUCCUAUUGCCUGGAAUCCAACCUCUUCCGCUGUGGCUGAGGGUCAAGGGGAUGUGUGUUGUCUACACGGCCAUCUUCUCCGAAGCACUCCCAUGCCGUACGUAAGUGACGGGGGCGUCGAUUCCACGGCCAUCACGGCCUAGCCCCCGUUCGUCGCGGGCGCGGAAGUCAGCUCUAUCCUUGCCAUGCAAGGUCACAACAACAAUCGACUACGGCUCACCACCCCUACAGACGAAGCCGCGCAUGCGUGCAUCCGUGCCUGCUCCAGACCCGAGCAGGAGAAUCAGCUUGAUACGACUAUGGUUCGAGAAGGACCCGCCAGUUAUGAAAAGAGACAGGGACCGGAUCUCGAAAUGAUCGGGGCAGAAAACCUCAUGGGCGUUCGUCCCUUUGCGUCCGAUAGUCCCGAGACCGGGCCCAGCUAUUCGCAAGUCGGUGCACAUAGCUAGGUAAUAUACCGAGUACAUUGGGGACACUCAUCGCCCAAUAAUACAUGGGAAGGAGACUGCGAAAGUCUUCCUCCUUGGAAAAGGGGGAGGGAGAAUCACUUCCGAAACAGGCUUAUAAUCAUUCUCGUGUCCUAAGAGACGCAAUCAAAUACUACAAAGUACUCCAAACCCCAAGUUCUGUAACAGAAGACGAUAAUCUCGUCGUGUCUUAAAAGAAAAAAUAUAUCCUCAAAUAGCCACCCGAUUUACAGCC
Messenger RNA from Cladophialophora immunda, 2120 nucleotides. RefSeq lists its product as uncharacterized. NCBI's taxonomy places the organism in Eukaryota, Fungi, Ascomycota, Eurotiomycetes, Chaetothyriales, Herpotrichiellaceae. The transcript has a single exon. Gene Ontology annotation, cellular component: U2-type post-spliceosomal complex; U5 snRNP; U4/U6 x U5 tri-snRNP complex. Gene Ontology annotation, biological process: generation of catalytic spliceosome for second transesterification step; RNA splicing. The record is from RefSeq and is a predicted model, not a curated record. Bases 97 to 1251 code for a protein of 384 amino acids.